AUGAAGUCCAUCGCAUCUAUCGCCAUCGCCGCUCUCCCCCUAUUCGUGCAGCAGGCUAUGGCCUCGCUCAACUGCACGCUCGUCUCAGCUACUGCAACUGAAAGAUACUGUGAAUGGGAUGGCUGCCAGGCCUACGCAACCGCUACACCUGGGGCCAUUCUCCACGCAGGAUGCCGGGCUGACUGCAGCACGAAUGAGGAUUCAUGGUUCCAAUUGUAUGACGGAGCUUUCGUCCGCACCGAAAACCUCGAGGGUUGCAAUUACCAUGGAGCGGCUUUCCCAAUCACCGGUAAGAAUGAAUAUCCCCAGCCCUGUAGCUCAACCGCCCCUAGUGUGAUCCACUGGCUGACGGCAUCAGGACUUCCUCACUGCUAUGAAGAGAAGCAGCUGCCCGCGCCAACCAAUUGCCCAGAAUCAUCAGCUUCUGGUCUUGCUAGCAAGAUCCCUGCUCCAGUCACACUCGGACCUGAGCCUCCCGCGUUUACUCUCCCACCGUCGCCAACUGGGCCACCACCCCAAACUAAGAUGCCGAGGAGAAUGGCAUAUUAG
Molecule: messenger RNA, 549 nt
Organism: Venustampulla echinocandica
Lineage: Eukaryota; Fungi; Ascomycota; Leotiomycetes; Helotiales; Pleuroascaceae
Exons: 2
Coding region: 1-549 (182 amino acids)
Source: RefSeq, a predicted model, not a curated record